Messenger RNA from Meleagris gallopavo (turkey), 484 nucleotides. The record is from RefSeq and is a predicted model, not a curated record. Lineage: Eukaryota; Metazoa; Chordata; Aves; Galliformes; Phasianidae.
CUUUCUGAUUUCUCUUGCUUUUUUCCUCCUGUCAGCAAGCUGAAGCCCUCUUUUGAAAGCAAGGAUGUGGGUGAGAUGUUGGUCCUGUGCUGCAAAAACAUUGUGACACACCCUUCAGCGGAGAUGAUGCUGAAGAUCAGGAAGUCAAAGCAAGCAGCUCAGUACCUGCAGCUUCAGCAAACAUCACUGAAAGCUCUGGGCCGGCUCAUGGCGGUCCUGCUGGAGACAGAGCCCACCGGCAGCUUCUUUCAGAACAUAGUCCAUGUCCUGCGGAGAUCAUUGAUAUCGGAGAACGUGUGGGAGCGCAAGAGGGCCCUGCAGACCUGCUCCCAGCUGUUGGCUGUUUGUGAAGAGCUUCAAAGAGGAGAUGCCUGCGAGCACUUUGGCUCCUUGGUGGGAUUGCUGGCACCUCUGACGUGCGACCCCAUGCCUGCAUCCCGCCAGUUGGCUGUCACCUGUCUGAGCUCCCUUCUCCGAAUCCAAG